AUGCUCCCGGCAGCACCUGACGAUAUCAUCCGCCAGCAUAGCCGGUCUCUUGAAGACGACAGUUCCUUCACUCCGGAUACCAACCGAAUUUCAGAGCAUGAGCCAAGUGGAAAGAAAAAGAAGAAAGCAAAAAGGGCCAAGGCCAAGGCAGUGACAGAGUCACCACCGGAUGAGACGUACGUAACCGAUAAAUGUUGUGUUCCGGAGCAUGCGCCGUUAACACCAGAAACCAUGUGUAGCAUCCAACCAUCGGCUCCACCUGCGGAGCCUUCCUCCUGUCCAGACCCACCCCUGGAGCACCAUGUAAAACCAUCUGUGAUGUUGCCGGCUCUCGAUGCUUUCGAUUCGCUCGAUGAACCCGCAGAUAACGAUCUCACCUCGCGAACAGACACCUGGGCUCAAUCAGUACCAUAUGGAAAGAGUCCUCCCACUGAUCUGAUGGAUGGAGAUAUUCCCAAUGCAUCGCCCCUCAGCUUUCCCACUAUUCAGGAAAGGGGGGGGUUCAGUGAUCUCUCCUCGGCGUCUCCCCCACCUCGAACCCAACCAUCCAGCUAUGGCAACGGGUAUCGGAGCAAUUUGCAAUCGCGGCAGCAGUCUGCAGAUAGAAGGAAGAGCAAUUCUUAUGGCAGCCCAAUGAGCAAUCAUGCCCCUCUGCCUCACCUCCCUCAGCCACAUUUCUUCGGGGCCCCGGAGAUCGAUAUCCAUCCAGCUCAGAAGCGAUCUUCCACCGACGGUAGUUACUCCUUCUGCAGUUUUGAUACACUGCCUACUCUGUCUUCCAAGGCUUCACGGACCGGAAUGAACGUCUUGCUCGUUGGGACUGAUGGUGCCGUGGAGAUCCUCGCUAUUGAAGAUCGUCGAACUCGGCUCGUAGGGCAGAUCACAGGGCUGAACGGCCGUGUGAUCGAAGCCAAGAUUUUAUCUGGUCAUUCAUCCAAUGAUCCUUUUGCGUCAUCUCGACCCCACGUUGCUGUCAUUGUCCAUGGACCGUUGGGCCCAAAUGAAGAAGAAGGCCGUAUCUCUUCAGCAACCUCGGAUGCAAACGAUAUCCCUCCUUCGACGGCCCGUGGCCACUCAGGUGACAGACGGCAACAUGAAACCCCUCAGUUUUACCAGACCCGAGUCGAGGUCUUUUCUUUCCGGACGGGCGAACAUGUUGCCACUCUGUUUGCAAGCAAGCCCGUCCCAUGUUUGGACAGCCUUCCGGGCAUGCCUUCUUUUGCACCGCCACCUGUCGGCAGCUUGAAGCUUUUUACAGCUGGGGCUUAUCUCAUCUUGGCAUCUGGUAUCAGUGGCGAAGUCUAUAUUUAUAGACACGCCUUGUCUUUAGACCCAGGUCAAAGUGCCUAUCAGUGCUUGGGUAAAACAUGGACUGGUAUCCAGGUCAAAGAAGCUCGUCGUUAUUCCACAUCUUCGAGUUCAACCACUGAUCCAGAGGGUACUCGCAACGAGCCUCCUCAUACUGCUGCUGUCUUCGAAAGGCCCAUCUUGGCCGCACAGGGAAGAUGGCUGGCAUUUGUUCCUCCAUCCUCGGCUUAUCGAGGCUCUAUUCAUGGGACUGUGCCGCAAAGUCUGAUACAAGGCAAGGUUCCUGGACUUGAAACCCGCAAUCCUCCUACUAUUCCAUCAGUGUCUUGUGUGACAGAUGUUGGGGAGGGGGAGAGUCUCUUCGAUAAGGUGGCAAGAGGUGUUGCCCAAGAACUUGUUCGCGGCGCCCGCUGGAUGGGUGACCAGGGUAUGCAGGCAUGGAAUAACUACUGGAAUACUCAGCAACCGGGAGGCACCUCUCCACGCCGAUCAGUUCCGGGGGUCGAUAGUCCAGCACAAGGGUAUGGAUUAUUCCCGCCAACUCAUGGCCACGAUACGCAAGCAUCCUCGGCUGUCGAACCCGAUACUGUAUCCAUAAUUGACUUGAAGCGAUUCGAGGAUGGCUCAGAUAUAAGAAAUGUGUUUACUCAUCCCCUGUCAACAUUCCAAGUUCCCAACGGCUGCAGCUUCUUAUCACUGUCGCCAAAUGGCCUUAUGCUAUUCACGGCGAGUAAAAAGGGUGAUGUGCAAUAUGUCUGGGAUCUGAUGCAACUCAAGCAUUGUCGAUCCAUGGCUUUCAUGGCUGAUGACCAGGUGGGACAGAAUCCUAACGUGCGACAGAUUGCACGAUAUGCCCGCUUGACCACUUCGAGCAUCGUUGAUGUGAUUUGGACUGCACCGGUGGGUGAUCGACUGGCAGUCAUUACACGCAAAGGCACUAUCCACGUCUUCGACCUACCUCGAAGUGCAUUCCAAUGGCCACCCUUUCGGCGUGCACGACCUUCUAUUAGCAAAUCGCCGGCCGUUGACACUAUGUCGGAAGAGGUAGGCCAAACAUCGGGUGGCAACCCCUUGUCAGCAGCCAUGAAGUUGGUGGGCGGUAAAACGCAGCCUUUCUUCUCUGCCGUUCGGGGUCGUGUUCCUUCUGGAGGUGCUGCAUUCCCGAAUAUGAGUGGAUUUGCAUUACCCUCGGCCGCGAGCGUGAAGAGUGGAAAGGUUGUCGCGGCCGGUCUCAGCAAGUCCAUGGGUGCUGCAACGGGUACUGUCAAUACCCUUCGACAUGUAGGCGAGAACCGUCUACAUCUUCCCGGGCUGGCUCGAGACCCUGCGCCAUCUCGAGUGACUUGGAUAUGUACUAAGGGUCUCAUCUUCCUAGGAGUGGUGGAUGGCGGAUACUUUAAACUGUAUCGCCUGAAACGUGCUGUGUCUGGUCAUAAGAACCGACAGCCGCACUCCGUCGUUGGUCCUAGAGAGUCCCAGGUUAAGUUGCCCGAGAAUUUGCAGAGCCCUUGUGGCCCGGCUCCUGUAGCUACAUUUGACCCGGACCUUACGGUCCACGCUUCUCUUGUUCUUCCUUCGGCUACUUCCCAACCUAGUGCUGGCAGACCGCUCUGUCAGCCUCUCUCACAGGCAGAGAUUGAGACCAAUACUCCAUAUCAGCCGUUCCAUACGGAUCAGCGAGUUGGCUUGAGCGUCUUCUCUUUUGGUAGCGAUGCCAGCGAGCCUAGUGGUCAGUGGGUUUUUGGAAACGACAUUCCCAUGACCAAAGUACACCUGCGAUCUUUCAACAGUUCCAGUGACGACCAUGGAGAUGACGAAGACGAGAAUGCCGCUAUUCACGGACACUCGCUUGGCGCUGGUGGGGAUAUGGAGAACCUCAUCACCCUUGGGAACAGCAUUGGCAAUGUCGAAGAAGUUGUCAUCACCACCCGCCGGAAAAAGAAACAUUCAGCCCCAUUGAAAGCCGAUGACGGUUUCUUCGAAGAUGACUGCGAGGUCCUUGACUUCGCCCGGGAUCGCGUCUGA
Messenger RNA from Penicillium nucicola, 3333 nucleotides. RefSeq lists its product as uncharacterized. Gene Ontology annotation, cellular component: cytoplasm. The record is from RefSeq and is a predicted model, not a curated record. Lineage: Eukaryota; Fungi; Ascomycota; Eurotiomycetes; Eurotiales; Aspergillaceae. The transcript has a single exon. Gene Ontology annotation, molecular function: protein binding. Gene Ontology annotation, biological process: response to starvation; autophagy. The coding region runs from base 1 to 3333 and encodes 1110 amino acids.